AUGGCUGAAGAACCAGAAGCUGAUCUUGAUUCCAUUGUGGAUAGAUUAUUAGAAGUUAGAGGUUCAAGACCUGGUCAACAAGUACAAUUAGAAGAAUUUGAAAUUAGAUACUUGUGUAAAAAAGCUAGAGAAAUUUUCAUUCAACAACCAAUUUUAUUAGAAUUAGAAGCUCCAAUUAAAAUUUGUGGUGAUAUACAUGGUCAAUAUUAUGAUUUAUUAAGAUUAUUUGAAUAUGGUGGUUUCCCUCCAGAAUCAAAUUAUUUAUUCCUUGGUGAUUAUGUGGAUAGAGGUAAACAAUCUUUAGAAACUAUAUGUUUAUUAUUAGCUUAUAAAAUUAAAUAUCCAGAAAAUUUCUUUAUUUUAAGAGGUAAUCAUGAAUGUGCUUCAAUUAAUAGAAUUUAUGGAUUUUAUGAUGAAUGUAAAAGACGUUAUAAUAUUAAACUUUGGAAAACUUUUACUGAUUGUUUUAAUUGUUUACCAAUUGCUGCUAUAAUUGAUGAAAAAAUCUUUACAAUGCAUGGUGGAUUAUCACCUGAUUUAAAUUCAAUGGAACAAAUAAGAAGAGUUAUGAGACCAACUGAUAUACCUGAUGUUGGUUUAUUAUGUGAUUUAUUAUGGUCUGAUCCUGAUAAAGAUAUUACUGGUUGGAGUGAAAAUGAUCGUGGUGUAAGUUUUACAUUUGGUCCUGAUGUUGUUUCAAGAUUUUUACAAAAACAUGAUAUGGAUUUAAUUUGUAGAGCUCAUCAAGUUGUUGAAGAUGGUUAUGAAUUUUUUUCUAAAAGACAAUUAGUUACAUUAUUUUCUGCUCCAAAUUAUUGUGGUGAAUUUGAUAAUGCAGGUGCAAUGAUGAGUGUUGAUGAAAGUUUAUUAUGUUCAUUUCAAAUUUUAAAACCUGCUGAAAAAAAACCAAAAUCUUCUGAUUAUACUUCAAUGGGACAAAAUAGAUCAAUGACUCCUCCAAAAAAGAAGAAAAAUUCUGGUAAAUAA
This is a messenger RNA of Hansenula ciferrii, 987 nucleotides long. It is a transcript of the gene GLC7, whose product is annotated as type 1 serine/threonine-protein phosphatase catalytic subunit GLC7. Gene Ontology annotation, molecular function: protein serine/threonine phosphatase activity. The record is from RefSeq and is a predicted model, not a curated record. The transcript has a single exon. Lineage: Eukaryota; Fungi; Ascomycota; Saccharomycetes; Phaffomycetales; Wickerhamomycetaceae. The coding region runs from base 1 to 987 and encodes 328 amino acids. Gene Ontology annotation, cellular component: nucleus; cytoplasm.